GACAGAAUGGGGGUGUUAGGCAGGGGAUGGGAUUGCUGGCCAGUUGCACUUUGCCCCGGCCUGUCCCCUGACCACAAAUCUAACUUCGACCCUCAGGUGAACCCUGUGCUCUGAAUCCUUCGUUAGGAAGCUGCUGCUUGAGAGGCCCUGUCUCUGCGACUGGGGCGAGACAUCUUCUACAAGAAGUCUCCUCAGAAGCGCCCUCCAGGAGGGAUGUACUAGACCUCUCCCCUGAAAGCUGGGACCAGGCGAGGUGGGCAGUCCUCCGUCCCCCCAAACGCCCACAGGAAUUCGUAUCCCAAAGGAAGAGUCUGGCUGCCAUGGGGCUGAUUUCCACCUUCAGUUCGGCUCACCCCUGCUAACUCUCCUGCUCCACCUUUCCUUUGAGAGCUGUCGCUUCCCGCAAGAGGUCAGCGAAUCCGUUUUGAGAGGCUGUCUAAAAGGAUCACUCACGGCUCCAAAAAGGAGGGGCUGUGCCCUUUAAGGACUUCGCCGGGAUGGAUUCCGAGUUGAGUUUAAAAAUGCCAACUCACAGAGCGCGCUGGAUUCUGGGAGCGAAGCGUCAGACCGAGAACUACAUUGACCAGUAUGCACUGCAAACACACACGCCUUUACUUCCUUCUGCUCUUCGGGACUCGGGUUUGACGUAGUGCUCCUCUAAGCGAGCAGCCUAGGAGGAGGAUUGAGCCACACCUUUUCACCUAUUGGCCAGCUUGCCAGCCUGUGGGCGUGGCUUAGCGCAACUCCGCUAGGCAAGGGGGUGGCCUCCAUGCCAAUCAGUGCUAAAACGGCAGGGGAGGCGGGAACGAGGGGAAGUGCAGGCGCCCCCGAGUGGGUGUGGUCACGCUGCCCAGCAGUGGGCGGUGAUUGGCCCUGGGCGGUGCGAUCGCAGCUUGUGCGUCACGACGCCGCCAGCUGAUCGGAGACUGGAGCCGGUGUGUGCUGGGCGCUGGGAAGAGACAGCGCCGCCGGCCGUGGGGAUCGGACGCACUGAUUCGCUCCCCUGCUCUCAGCACCCCCUCCACCCAGCACCAGGUGGGUGUGAGCUGGGGUCCCGGACGCACAGGAGGGAACCGUGCUAACGGGGAAGCUGUACCUCACAUAUCCUCUCCUGGCUGAGCCGCAGUAGUUCUUCAGUGGCAAGCUUUAUGUCCUGACCCAGCUAAAGCUGCCAGUUGAAGAACUGUUGCCCUCUGCCCCUGGCUUCGAGGAGGAAGAGGAGAUGGAGCUGCUUUCCUCUUCAUCUGGAAGGUGACAGAACUGGGGCUGGGACGGUCUGAACAGCAAAAGUCAUGAUCCCUUUCGGGAAAGGGAACCCUAUUCAGUUGAAGAGCUUUCGCUCACAUUGACCUGGCCAGAGAGAAAAUUUCAGAGUAGAGACCCUGGAUGCAGUGGAGAAUGAUGGCUCUGUGUGCCCAAGGUUAGUUGGUCCUCGUGCGACAAUGAGAAGUGGAGCAGAGAAAACCCCGCCCACCCCUUUAUCCUGAUGUCUUUCCUGACCCUUCCUUCCUUGUCCCCCACUCUUUCCUGCUGGCCUUUCCAGGUGAGCUCCAAAGUCCGUUCUCUCUUCAGGGAGAAGGUUAUACUGAGACUCCGACUGAGUAGUCACCCCCCCUGCCCUCAUUUCCCCCUGUAUUUCCCAAGUCUGGCGCAGGCUCUAGAUUCAGGGAUACUCACCUCUCAGGGGGCCCCUCAGAGCCUCCUGUCUUGGUUUCUCCACCUGUGAGAUGGUGAGUCAUCUGGUUGAGGGGGCGUGAGGCAUGAGGGAAUCAGAAGCCCUCUUGUGCGGACUCAGAGCUUGGACUCUCCUUCCACCGAGGGCGAGAACGAAACAGCUCUUCACAUAAGCUCUUGCCCUGCCCACACCGAUGACCAGGAGCUCGGGGAGGAGGUUGAGGGGAGGGACUGGAGUUAGACUAAUGUGAGGUGCUGCUGGGAGCUCGGUCUCCACAUUGACCUCCCACCAUGCAGAGGUGGCUCGGGCUUCCCCUGCAUCCCAAAGCCAGACUGCAGCCCCUGGGCGGGGGGGGGUGUUCCAGCUGCUGCUGCUCUCUUCCCCCACUUUACUUUCCAGGGUAGUGUUCGAGACUCGGGCUGGACCUGUGCAGGCAGGGAAUUCUCCACCCUCACCCCCACCACCCCUCAACAACCAGGAGGGCUGGGUUAUGGGAUGGGAUCCCUUUGGGGCAUCAGGCAGUAUAAACCUGCCACUCUCAGCUCACGAUCUAAUCCCGCUCUGGUGUGGUUCAGCCUGGGCCCAGUCUCCCUGGCUGAAGGAGCCCAGGUACAGGGGUUACAGGAAGCUGUUUGUUCUGUUUGGAGUUGGGCAGGGAGCUGGGUCCUAGUCUCCAUUUAUGAGAAACAGAUUUGGGGAGAGUAGAUCAUUGAAGCCACCCGUCUUCGGCCUAAGCUGGAUGUGUGUGUGGGAUUGUGGUAGAGGGGGUGGUGUGGAGCAGACUGAGCCUACUCAUAGGCUGCAACAAAGGUCGCUCUGUCCCUGGACAUUGCGUCCAUCCUAUCUUCCCCUCCUUGCUUCACUGGCCACAGUGUCUCCCUCCCGCCUUGAGUAUGUAUGUGGCUCUGCCAUCCUCACUCACGAUGGAGCAGAGGUGAGGAGGAGCAGCCUGGGAACACAGAGACAGAAGACCAGGACCAGGCCCGGAGCGCACAGGGCUCUGUCUGAGCACCCUGCAGAAAGGGUCCCCAAAGAGCACCCCAGGAGGGAGGACAACCAGUCUCCAUCGAGGACAAGCUGCCAGCCAUCUCCUUCAUUCUCCUUUUCUCUCCGGUCUUUCUGCCUCCCCCCCAGAGACGUGGGGCCCUAUGAAAGCAUCCUCGGCUUCGUCCUCCUGCUUCCACCUCUCCCCCACCCUGUAAUUUUUAUAUCAGCACCCUCAAGGAUUAGGAGCCAGCUAUAAAAGGACAUACACAGAAGAUUCUUAAAAGAAAUUCAAACAGAUAAAACCAUGGGAUGCCGCAUGUGAGGCCCUAAAAAGCCAAAAAAAAAAGGAAAAAAAGUGUGCUUUGUUAGUAAUUAAAGAAUGGCCAAUAAAGCUGAAAGCAUUUUUCCCAUAGCAAAACUAUGUCAGAAAAAGUUUAAGACCCAGUUAAAAUAACACUCCCAUACAUUGCACAUGGGUGUACAAAUUGGUACAGCCUUACGGAUGGCAGUUUGGUAAUAUGUAUCAAACAUCCUAAAAGUUUCCAUGGCCUCUGACCUAGUAAUUCUAUAUUUGGGAAUUUAUACUAUGAAAAUAAUUACAGGUUAGUUAUAAGAUAUUCUUCCCUUCAUUGCAGUAGAGAAAAAUGGGAAGCAACUCUGACUGGGAAUUCGUUUCUUUUCCACUGUAAUGAAAAUUGGCAAGAGAGGGUUGCUUAAGUAAUUGUAUAUCCAUCCAGAUGGAGUACCACGCAGCCAUUAAAAUCACGUAGAAGAACAUUUGACUGGAAAGAAAAAUGCUCUUUGAGAAGUUCCUGUCGUGGCUCAACAGAAAGAAAUCUGACUAGCAACCAUGAGGAUGUAGGUUCAAUCCCUGGCCUCGCUACUGGGUUAAGGAUCCAGUGUUGACAUGAGCUGUGGUGUAGGUUGCAGAUGCAGCUUGAAUCAAAGAAAAGUGCUCUUUGAAAAAUGAAAAGGUGCAUUACGUGAUUUCAGUUUCUUUUUUUUUUUUAAUAUGAGUGUACCCCUGAAUGUGUAAAAGAGUUAAAAGACCGAGGACAUACUCCAAAUUGUUACUAAUAGUGGUUAUCUUUGGAUGGUGGAAUAAAGUGAUUGUAAUUUUACUCUCUGGCUUUUCUGUAAUUGCCAAAUUUUCAACAUUAAUUGUGUGUGGCUUUCCUAUAAUAAAUACAGUUUAAAAGAAUCAGCGUGAUUUUUAAAACUUUUGGAGAUGUGGGUGUGGAAGAAUGAAGGGAGGCCCCCGGCCUUAUACACUUAAUGGACUUUUGGUGGCAGAAGGGGAUUGUGGGAGAAGUUGGGGGGUGCACCUCUUGGUUUACGAAUUUCAUUCUUUGGGCAGCCGGACUCCACCCUCUCCUGUACGGGAACCAGCUCUCUGCAUUGGUGACAGUUGGCCACCGAAAGAGCUAGGGAGUGGAGUAAGACAAGGAAAAGAGUGAAAACCUCUCACUUCAGGCGAGCAGCCCCACCUCACCCCCGAGGCUGAAAGUUUCUAGGAUCCUAAGAGUCCCAUUCUUGAAGGCCAGAUGGCUCUUUGUUUUUCUCUCUGAUUCUGUCUCAAUCUUGAGGUGACCCUGUGUGACCUCUCCUUGCCUCCUUAGAUUGGAAGAGAUACUCUCUCAUCCCUCUAAGAGGUACCAGACCCUGGGGGAGAGGUGUUUUUUAGACUCAGAGCUGCGUGGCUCCAUCUUGCUCCUCUUGCUAACAGUAAGUCUCCUCCUCAGGGCCCCCAAAAGAGAUGAGGGGAGGAGUCCCCGGUGGGUCGUUUCGCCAGAGUAGGAGCUGUUGAUCCCUCUGAGAGGUACUGUGGAAGGGCGCAGAACUCCUGGAGUCCUAGAGUUGCUGGGAUGUGUUAAAGGUCUGGACACCCUGGAAGGGGUAGCUCCGAGGAAGCGAGGUACCCCCACCGCGCAACUGAGAGGAGGGUGGGGUGCGGGGCAGAGAGAUGGUGAGAUUUAAGCAAGUGUGAGUGGGUUUGCUCUAGCCUCUAACUUCAGGGCUGCGAGAGUGGGGGGAGCAGGAGGACCAGCAGGUGAGGUUAGAGCAGGGGAAGGAGGUAAAAGGUAACGGGGCUGGGUCUCUAGGUGUGUAAAGUGAGAUUAGCGACCCAUUUCUGGAUUUGCGAGGCGUUUGGGGACACGUCGGUUGAGAAAGACCCAGAUCGACAUCCCGGAAUGCCCCCCUGAGCUCGGCUGCCUGGCCGGGCCCUGAGAGCCCCCUAACCCGCUGUCCCCUGCUAGGGCGGGACGCGAUCGGUUGCUUCGGCUCCAGGGGCGGUGGCCCCACUGCUGCUCCAAUCACCGCCCAGCCCAGGCUUGGGGGCGUGGACGAACCUCGGAAAAGUUAAAGCCGAUUCUGAAGGCCCGGUGGCGGGGGAAGCUCAGGGACCCAGCCUCGCCUGGAAGCCGGCUCACAGGCCCCGCGGGAGGCGUUGGGCUCGUCGGGUCGGGGCUAAGAACUCCGGCGCCCUAGAAACAGAUCCGGACCUAACCCGCCCGCCAGGCCAUGGCGCCCUUUGGACUCCUCGUGACCUGCGCCUCCUUCGCCGCCUUCCGGGGGCUGCACUGGGGGCUGCAGCUGCUGCCCACGCCGGGAUCUGCUGCCCAGGACCGUUGGAAGUGGCGGAACAUCUGUGUCUCCCUGGUGCACAGCCUGCUUACGGGUGCCGGGGCGCUGCUUGGGCUGUCGCUGUACCCUCAGAUGGCGGCCGACCCGAUUCAUGGCCACCCGCCCUGGGCCCUGGUACUGGUAGCUGUGUCUGUGGGUUAUUUCCUGGCGGAUGGAGCUGACAUGCUAUGGAACCAGACCUUGGGCCAGGCCUGGGAACUCCUCUGUCACCAUUUCGUGGUAGUGAGCUGCCUCAGCACCGCCAUUCUGUCUGGCCACUAUGUGGGUUUCUCUGUGGUGUCUCUGCUCCUGGAGCUGAACUCCACCUGCCUGCACUUACGAAAGCUGCUGCUGCUUUCUCACCAGGCUCCAUCCCUGGCCUUCAGCGUGACCAGCUGGGCCACCUUGGCUACCUUGGCCCUCUUCCGUCUGGUGCCACUGGGGUGGAUGAGUCUGUGGCUGAUCCGGCAGCACCAUCAGGUGCCUCUUGCUCUGGUCAUUCUUGGUGGAACUGGACUGGUCACCGUGGGUGCCAUGAGCAUCACACUGGGUGUCCGCAUUUUGGUCAGUGACGUCCUGCGGUCUCGGCCCCGCCCAUCCAUCCCUGGGCAAAAGGAAACCAGGGGCACCAGGAGGACAUGCUGUGAUGGUGAGCUUGUCACCAGGGAUGGUUCCACUCGCAGCCUGAAAGACUGAAGAGGAACCUCGGGCUCCUCUGCCAGGCCUGGGAGACGUGAGACCAGGACGAGGAGAAGGUGUUCUUCAAUGCACAGUCCCCCAGGGGUGAGGACUGGACUGGAUUUUCAGUAUCUCCGUUUCUCUGCCCCCUAACUCAACCCCUCCUCUAUUCCUAGGACUUGAGAGGAAAUGCUAAUAUUCACGAAUGGGUGGGAACCUGGGGUUUUGUUCACUGAAUCCCAUCUUCAGAUGACCACCCUUCCCAGCAAACUAACUACAGCCCGUGCUGCCAGUAAAAUGUGGCAGGAGGCAUGAAGUUGGGAAACUGCCAGUGGGAACAGAAACCCUUUGCUUUAGCACAGCAACGCAUGAUGGAAGGUGAGGUCCUAAGGGGAUCAGAGAGAUCUGGUGUGGAAGGGACGGGAUCAGAGAGAAGAGAGACCUCACCUAUGACCAAAUUAUGGCAGUGGGAGGAGGGCAUAUAGGUGCUGUGUGUAGCCUGUGGGGAUGGACCUAUCAGUUGCCAAGAGACAGAAGCUACUGGACCACAACGAUUGCUGGUGAUACUUCCGGUUCUCAGAGCCGCCCUAUUCUGCUUGUAAUUAACCCUCAUCCUGCUGCAUCCAGCAUCUUCCUUUUAAGUUUUUUUUAGUGCCUUUGGACCUUUUCAAAGAAAAUGCAGAGACAGAGGAAUCAGCACGGGGCUGGGUCUGUCUUCUCAGGACUGUGGGGCAUCCAGAGCCACAGCAGGAACUCAACCACCCAUUCUGGGUGCCAAGUUGUAGGGUCUUUCCAGGCUUUUCUGCAGGAAUGAGGGCAGAGGCAGAUGCGGAUGAGGGAAGGCUUCCAUUUGGCUGCGGAGGAAUUAAGGAAUAUCUGACUCUCUUCUGGGAUUCAUCUGCAAGCUCUCCUUUCUCCCCUGCUGCUUCUAGUGCUUUUUUUUUUUUUUUUCUUGUUCCCCAAGACCACUCUCUUCUUCAGGCAGAGUGUCCAGGUUAUGGGACGUGUAAGCAGAUUGUUUGCUGUUCUACUAAACAAUGGACAGAAAUAGAUAACCUUUAAUCAUCCACAGAAAAGAUACAGGAGCCAAAAGCAAGAGACAGGAAGCUGAAAGCGUCUUGUCAAAAAGCUGAGCUAGAGAAAGACAAAGGGGAUGAUAGAAACAGACACAGACAGAUGGAAGGAGAGAUAGAAAGAAAAAGAUUUGUUGUUGUGUAGAAGAGAGAGAGAGGGAGGGCAAGACAGAAUCCUUGGGAGAAAUAUCAGGAAAGCUUUCUAUAGAUGCUGAGAAGAUCCAGAAUCACAGACUGGGUUAAAUGGUCAUCAGCAAAGAGAAAUAAAGGCUGGCAAGAAGGGACCUCGGAGGUGGCAGGCACAGAUUGUCUGGACGGUGAAACAGGGAGAGUGAGUGACCAGGGAAACCACCCGGCUCUGGAGAGGCAGAGGGGAUAGUGGCUGAUAGACGAGUGGAGAGAGAGAGGUGGCAAUGAGACGAGGGGGAUUAGUCGGGGGAGCUGAGAAGCAGGGGAGCAGAAGGUGGAGGAGGCAGUCCAUGGAGAGAUUCAUGGACAGGAAAAGCAGGCAGUAUGUUGAGCUGGAGACAGAAAGACAAAGGACAAACAGCCUCAGUGCACAAUGCAGAGACUGGGGCUGACAGGAACUGAGAGGCAGAGACUGGUAGGACGGUGAGAAGUAAGAAUCCAUCGGCAAUGUGAAUCCACACAGAAUAAGCAAAAGGACUGAAGAGAAUCACAGGGAGAAAAAAAAAAGGAGGGAAUGCAGAGAUGGGGAGAGGAAAAGCCAUCUAGAGACAGGAAAGGGAUGUGAGACAGACCCGUCAGAGAACCAAGGUGCAGAGGCGAAAAAUGGCAGAGACCAAGGGGAACCUGUGACAGUUGGAAGUAAACCCAGGCAGAAUAAUAAGAGCAGCGGGUUUAAAUGUAAUCAGACUAAAACCAGAGAUGCAAAGGUCUAGAAGUUAAGAUAGAGAAACCAGGCAGAAUUCUGUCCUUAACAGUCAUGGUAUCGCCAAACCUCAAUUUGCUGUUUUAACCAAAUGCCUUGAGGAAUAAGAACACUGUCUGGAAUUUUCAAAGAAGAAGCAAUGUGAGGAGGUCCCCUUGUGGCGCAGCAGAAACGAAUCCAACUAGGAACCAUGGGGU
This is a messenger RNA of Phacochoerus africanus (Common warthog), 8127 nucleotides long. It is a transcript of the gene TLCD2, whose product is annotated as TLC domain containing 2. Gene Ontology annotation, biological process: phospholipid homeostasis; plasma membrane organization; membrane assembly. The record is from RefSeq and is a predicted model, not a curated record. NCBI's taxonomy places the organism in Eukaryota, Metazoa, Chordata, Mammalia, Artiodactyla, Suidae. The transcript is spliced from 5 exons. Bases 5186 to 5983 code for a protein of 265 amino acids. Gene Ontology annotation, cellular component: plasma membrane.